Messenger RNA from Bufo bufo (common toad), 1864 nucleotides. RefSeq names its product oocyte zinc finger protein XlCOF6.1-like. NCBI's taxonomy places the organism in Eukaryota, Metazoa, Chordata, Amphibia, Anura, Bufonidae. The record is from RefSeq and is a predicted model, not a curated record. Bases 1 to 1203 code for a protein of 400 amino acids. The transcript is spliced from 2 exons.
AUGGAAGGUGAAGAUGUCCAUGAACAUCUCCAUUUACCUUCCUGUCAUGAAGCAGAAGAUAACAAUACCACACAAGAUGAUUUAGUAACUCCUAAUGUAUCCUCAGUCCUUCACAGUGGAGAUCUAUCCACCGAUACCGCUGGUUAUAAGAAAACCUCAUCUAACCAUUCACUGAUUGGAAAAACAAGAACUAAACAGAAACGUGGGAAAAUAUUUCCACAUGAGAAACAUUUUAAAAAGAAAUCUAACAUUUCUUUGCAGGAGACAAAUCACAGAGAUAAAGAGUUAUUUUCAUGCACUGAAUGUGGAGAAUCUUUUAUCAGGAAAUUCCUUCUAGUUGUACAUCAGAGAACUCACACAGGAGAGAAGCCGUAUUCAUGCUCAGAAUGUGGGAAAUGCUUUAUUCUUAAACCAUCUCUUGUGGGACAUUUAAGAACUCACACAGGUGAGAAGCCAUAUUCAUGUACAGAAUGUGGGAAAUGUUUUGCCCAUAACUUAGCUUUUUUUAAUCAUCUGAGAAUUCACAAAAGGGAGCAACCAUUUGUAUGUUCAGAAUGUGGAAAAUGUUUUAAUCAAAAAGUGGAUCUCAAUCGACAUCAGGGAACUCACACAGGAGAGAAACCAUUUUUAUGUCCUGAAUGUGGGAAAUGUUUUACUCGGAAAGCAUAUCUUGUGCAACAUAUAAGAAUUCACACAGGGGAGAAGCCGUUUUCAUGUUCAGAAUGUGGAAAAUGUUAUACCUAUCGAUCUGCUCUUCUUAUUCAUCAGAGAAAUCACAAAAAAGAGAAGCCAUAUUCAUGCUCAGAAUGUUUAAAAACUUUUAGUCAAAAAUCGCAUCUUGAUAGACAUCAGAAAAUUCAUAAAAAAGAGAAGCCAUAUUCAUGCUCAGAAUGUUUAAAAACUUUUAGUCAAAAAUCGCAUCUUGACAGUCAUCAGAAAACUCACAAAAAAGAGAAGCCAUUUUCGUGUUCAGAAUGUGCGAGAUGUUUUAGUGAAAAUUCAAAUCUGAAUAAACAUCAGAGAACUCACACAGGAGAGAAGCCGUUUUCAUGCUCAGAAUGUGGAGCCUGUUUUGCCCAUAAAAGAAGUUUUCUUCAUCACUGGAGAACUCACACAGGAGAGACGUUUUCAUGCUCAAAAUGUGGGAAAUGUUUUAGUAAAAAAUCGGGUCUUGUUAGACAUCAGAGAACUCAUACAGAGUAGAAAACAUUGUAAUGAUCAAAUUGUAGGAAAUGUGGCAGGUGUAGGACCUUCUGUCUAACCAUGCCUUCAGAUGUAUACAUAACAUUAUAUUAAAUUAAGUUCAUACACCAUGCUAAAUACUGUGCAGUAUAACAAAAAAAAUAGUCACACGUCCCCUUCUAAAAAGACCUUUAAUCAGUCAGUUCAUCAGCCACACUCAUGUAAUAGUAGACAUUUUGUUUUCAUCAUAGUAGGAACGUAUCCAGAGGUUAGGGAGUAACUGUUAGAUCAGUGGUUGUCCUUCUGCUGGGGCCCCACCAAUCAUGAGAACAGGAACCUUGUACCCGCAGGGUCCCCCAAUAUGAACAAAGCGGCAGCUAUGUCCGGUAUUGUUAAUCUGGUUAUGGUUAACGCCUUAAUGAUUAGAUCAAUUUUCAUUUUUGUAUAUUUGUUUUUUCCCUCUCUCCUUCCAAGAGCCAUAACAUACAUUUCUGCUCAGUCACAUGAGGACUUAUUUUUGCAGGACAAGUUAUAUUUUGUAACAGCACAAUUUAAUUUAUCAUAUUUUCUAUUGGAAAAGGGAAAACCAAAUUCUUUAUGGGGUGAAAAAAACCAAAACAAUUCCGACAUAGUCUUGGGUCUAAAAAUGAAAUGACGACCUUAUCCUUCUGGUUGGUAUGAU